CCGCCCGGCUCCUCUCCCCAGGCCCGGCUUCUCGCGGCGCCCCGGCUCCCGCGCUGCUCUGCCGGGCUGCCCAGGCCUCUCCCCUGCCUUCCUGUCUGCGUUCCUGCAGCGGCCAAGCGCGCAGUAGAUGCCUGGUAGACAUCUUAGAACUUUAAAAACGGAAAAGACCUGCUUUUAGGGGAUAAUGCUGAGGGACACUAUGAAAUCUUGGAAUGAUAGCCAGUCAGAUCUCUGUAGCAGUGACCAAGAAGAGGAAGAAGAGAUGAUUUUUGGUGAAAAUGAAGAUGAUUUGGAAGAAAUGAUGGAUUUAAGUGAUCUGCCUACCUCACUUUUUGCUUGCAGUGUCCAUGAAGCAGUGUUUGAGGUGCAAGAGCAGAAGGAGAGAUUUCAAGCACUUUUCACCAUCUAUGAUGACCAGGUUACAUUUCAGUUGUUUAAAAGCUUUAGAAGAGUCAGGAUAAAUUUCAGCAAACCUGAAGCAGCAGCAAGAGCUCGAAUAGAACUCCACGAAACAGACUUCAACGGGAAGAAGCUGAAGCUGUAUUUUGCACAGGUACAGAUGUCCGGUGAAACACAGGACAAAUCAUAUCUACUGCCUCCCCAGCCGGUCAAACAGUUCCUCAUCUCCCCUCCAGCCUCUCCUCCGGUGGGGUGGAAGCAGGGUGAAGAUGCCAUGCCUGUUAUAAAUUAUGAUUUACUCUGUGCUGUUUCCAAAUUGGGACCAGGAGAGAAAUAUGAACUUCAUGCAGGAACUGAGUCGACACCAAGCGUGGUGGUUCACGUCUGUGAAAGUGAAACGGAAGAGGAAGAAGAAACAAAAAACCCCAAACAGAAAAUCACCCAGACGAGGCGCCCUGAACCUCCCACCGCAGCGCUGAGCGAGCCCCAGAACUUCGACCGUGCGCUGUGAGGCCACUAGCUGUGGUGCCAGGCAGCUGUCAUCAGGGGCCUCAGCCAUGGAGAUCUGUGCCCCUCCUGCUGGUACAUUGCUGCUAAUAGCAUAGGUCAAGUGAGGAGUGAAGGGCGGGCGUGUUCACCAAGCCCACCCCGUGGACGUGGUAGCACGGAGUACAGGCUGGUUUUACCUGUUCACAAUUGUAACCGAUGUUCUGAACAGCACUUUAAAGGAUUAGCCCCCAACACGUGGCAUCUCUUGACCAUUUUUAAACAGUAGCAAAUUAGGAACAGUCUCCCUCCAGCAAUGUUUAUUUCCCUGAUUCCGUGUAGCAUGGGGUACCCAAAAACUAAAACUGUAGUCACCGAGUGCAGUACCAUUUUUAUGAAUUUAAAAGUAGUCUGAAAAUUGUAAUCUAGUGUGGAUACUUUUGUACUGGUACAAUAGCUUCUGACUAAUCUCUUGGUCGAAGGUUAAUUGUUACUCAGUAUACGUGAAAUUUUUUUGCACGAAAAGAAACCUGAAAUAUAGAAUAAUUCAUAGAAAA
Molecule: messenger RNA, 1442 nt
Organism: Pteropus alecto (black flying fox)
Lineage: Eukaryota; Metazoa; Chordata; Mammalia; Chiroptera; Pteropodidae
Gene: RCAN3
Product: RCAN family member 3
Exons: 5
Coding region: 185-910 (241 amino acids)
Biological process (GO): calcium-mediated signaling
Cellular component (GO): nucleus; cytoplasm
Molecular function (GO): nucleic acid binding; calcium-dependent protein serine/threonine phosphatase regulator activity
Source: RefSeq, a predicted model, not a curated record